This is a messenger RNA of Scophthalmus maximus (turbot), 2023 nucleotides long. RefSeq names its product NIN1 (RPN12) binding protein 1 homolog (gene nob1). The transcript is spliced from 10 exons. Lineage: Eukaryota; Metazoa; Chordata; Actinopteri; Pleuronectiformes; Scophthalmidae. Gene Ontology annotation, biological process: maturation of SSU-rRNA; ribosomal small subunit biogenesis. The coding region runs from base 70 to 1455 and encodes 461 amino acids. The record is from RefSeq and is a predicted model, not a curated record. Gene Ontology annotation, molecular function: RNA endonuclease activity. Gene Ontology annotation, cellular component: preribosome, small subunit precursor.
GUUCUGUCACGUGACAGAGUCGUCGCUCCUGGUUGGUCGCUGCUCGUUUUGUGUGGUCAUUGAUCCAAGAUGGCGCCCAGCCUGGUGGAGCAUGUUGUGGCUGACGCAGGAGCGUUUCUAAAGAAAGCUCCUCUGCAGGAGAUCGGCAGCAACAUCUACACAUUGAGAGACGUGGUGGAUGAGAUCAGAGACAAACCCACCAGGAGGAGUCUGGCCUUCCUGCCCUACCAGCUCAAAUUCAAAGAACCAAACCCGGAACACAUCAGACAUGUGACGGAGUUCUCGAAGAAGACCGGCGACUACCCGAGUCUUUCAGCCACCGACAUCAAGGUCCUGGCUCUGACGUACCAGCUGGAGCUGGAGCAUGUCGGCUCCGGACACCUGAGGAGCGAGCCGGAGGUCAAGGUUAAUGUUCACAGCACACAGCGCCACCCAGAGACGCCUGUUAACGUCGCAGGAUUCCACUUCCCCUCAAAGAAACCCGUGGACGGUCCGAGCAUCCGACAGACUCGAACAGAGACGCAGACGUCAAACCCGACCGGCGGCGGCGACGAGUUCAACAGCUUCCAGUUCUGGAGAGAGGCGCUCCCGAGCCUCGACGACGACCUGCUGCAGUUACUGGAUCCAGUGGAGGUUGUUGCGAGUUCGAGCGUCAAACAGAAACAAACGUCUCCCGCGACGGACGACGGCGACGAGUUCAACAGCUUCCAGUUCUGGAGAGAGCCGCUGCCGAGCCUCGACGACGAGCUACUGCAGUCACUGACGGAGGACCAAUCGGACGACGAGGACAAAGAGAACGUGCUUGACGAGGAUGAUGAUGACGACGACGGAGGAGGUUGGAUCACGCCCAGUAACAUCCAACAGGUGAAGAUGGACACGGCCGAUUGGACGGCUCCCGCUGAUGUCACGGUCGGAUGUCUGACCACCGACUUUGCCAUGCAGAACGUCCUCAUCCAGAUCGGACUCCACGUUCUGUCCGUCAACGGGAUGGUAAUCAAACAGGCGAGGAACUACAUCCUGAGGUGUCACGCCUGCUUCAAGACGACGAGUAACAUGGACAAAGUUUUCUGUCCCCACUGUGGAAACAAAACUCUGAAGAAGCUGGCGGUGACGGUCGGCGAGGACGGCGGCGUGCAGAUGCAUUUCUCCAAGAACCCCAAAGUGCUGAACCCGAGAGGACUGAGGCACUCGCUGCCUCGGCCUCAGGGCGGGAAACACGCCAACAACCCGCAGUUGGUGGAGGACCAGCUCUUCCCCCAGCAGAGACUUUCCCGAAAGGCCCGUCAGAAGAACGACGUCUUCAACCCCGACUACGUGGCCAAGGCGUCGCCGUUCUGUGAGAACGACAUCUACAGCCGAGCGGCGAACCUGCAGAUCCGUGACGGUCAGUGCGGCGGCGGCAGGCGGCGGGCCAACCCCAACGCCGCCCGCAAGAAGUUCGUUAAGAAGAAGUGAGCGGACGCACGAGGACCUGACGUCAUCAGAUCUGUCUGACAUCACAUACGAGACUCUUUCCACCAUCCCAGAGCAAAUUAACCUGUUACAGUUUCUGCACAUAAUCAAUACAUCUUUUUAUUUAAUUUUUUUUUACUUCAACGUCAUGUGGCAGCUCUCCGCUGGUGCGUUCACUGACACACUGACAUCCGAGGUUCAAGAAUCAGCUGCUACUUAAGGAUAAUUUAAUUAUUAUUACUAAUUAUGUGAAAACCAUCAGAUAACGUAACAAACUUUAUUAUCAGAUUCACAUUUUUCCUUUCACAGCAUCUGUUUGUCCCUUUUACUUCCUACCUGUAUUGUUGGUCGCCUCUUCAAACUCCGUCUCCUUUGUUCUCACCCACACUGAAAUGACGUCAUGACUCUUGAAGGAAAUCAAUGUAGAAACUGUUGGAUGGUUUGAAAACAGUGGAAUGGUCCUAAGUAUCAAAGCAUGUUGUACACCCCCCCUCACCUCACCCACCGGCGUGUUGGGACUGAGCCUAAUCAAUAUCUGUAUCAAUAACCAAUAAAUGAGGAUUGACUUGAA